This is a messenger RNA of Diachasma alloeum, 1213 nucleotides long. RefSeq lists its product as uncharacterized. The record is from RefSeq and is a predicted model, not a curated record. NCBI's taxonomy places the organism in Eukaryota, Metazoa, Arthropoda, Insecta, Hymenoptera, Braconidae.
GUUCGCACCUACUGCCACAGGCGAGGGGUUAUUCACGGGUGAAAUCACUGUGUCACUGAGAAGAGAGAAAAAUUCAUUGUUCACUCGACAUGUGUUCUGCCACGUAUGAUUUAUCAACAGAGGUUCUCUCUUCCCGACGGUCUGAAAAAAAACAAAAAGGAACUCUGUCGAAUUGGGAGAUUCUCAAAACAGAUCGAUAUUUCUCGAGAAUCUCCCAACUCGCCGUGGAACGCAUUCCGUCGAGGAGUUUAGUGUCAGAAGAUGUCCGAACACGUUAGUCUCUGAGUGUUUCAAAACUGUUUCGGAGCGCACGUUGCACUACGAGUCUAGGCGUGAUUAAAAAUAUGUGUGAAGUGAAGUAUAUUGAAGGUGAACAAUUAUGGGAAGUAUUAAGGAGAGAAACGGGCAUUCAUUUACCGGUGUACGUGACAAAAAUUCUGGCGUUUCAUUCACUGGAUGAUCCAGUGGCGUUCGGCGAAGUAACGACAGACACGAUCGAUGAUAUAGAGAAACACACGAGAGAGGCCCUGCACGAGAUAUUGGACCCCGAGAAGAAUCUCGAGGAGUUCUAUGGGCCUUACCAUAGAAAACCAUUAAAAUUUCAGUUCAAUGUUGGAGACCGUGCCAAGAUGAUGAAAUUGGUUCAGUUUGUGGCAGCACAACCUCAAAAUUUUUGGAGACCAAACAAAGGUGAGAUCCAAUUCACUGGAGAUGCAUCGCAGAAAAUGAAACAGAGCACCCAAAAGAAGUUGAUAACAUCCAGUGGUGAAAACGUCGAGUCUGAGCGUCAGUUACUUGGAAGAAAAAUAAAGAGUGUGGUGAAUACUUUUUUUGAGAAGGAAAAUAUAUAUGAAGGCGGCAGCGUACGAAAAAUUUCGGUCAACGAUGUGUCUGUUCAAGUUUCUGUUGUCGAAUGUUAUACUGGCGAUGAUCUACCUAAAUCAUCCUCGUUUGGAGCUAAGAUCAAGUGCAUCUUCUGCAAUUCUCUGACAGAACUGUCCAAAGUGUCAGCUACUCAAAAACAUGGAAGUCGUUGGGUCCUAUCUAAUUUCGAGAGGCAUCUGAAGAGUUGCUACAGGAAGGGAAAAAGUCCCGGAAACAGCAAUACAACCCAAUUAACACUGAAGAAUCCCCCUAAAAGAUUUAAAAUGAACAGCCAGCUCCAAGAAUCCCAGGAAACCCAGAGGACUUUGGAAUCUUUCAUAACAGGUAU